AUGGCUCACGCGCUCACGGCUCCCCUCACCGCUCCGCCCUCAACAUUCAUCAAUAGUCUGCAUGUUGGCUCAACGAUUAACUACAUCGGUCACCCCGCUCGCAUGGUUCAGUCAUCGAAACUUCUAAGAUCUUUCGUUGCUUGGUUAAUUGAAGCAAUCACGCAGUCUAUUCCUACCGUUAAUACGGUCUGUUUAACCGGCGAAGACCGGGAUAUGGUCCGCACGCAGGCCAGCCUGAGCUAUUUCAUGGGUUGUCUAUUCCUACCGUUAAUCCGGUUUGUUCAACUGGCCAAAACCGGGAUACGGUGCGCACGCACGCCAACAUUAGCUAUUUCAUGGUCAAUUCCGAUCGUCAAUCGACUUAAGCAUAAGCCAUCAUCUUGGAAUGUGCGAGCUGACCUUACGCUUGUGCUGGGGGCUUCCCUGGUUGCCGCCAGGUUAGACGCCACGAAUUCGUUGGACGCCACGGGUAGCCUGUGGCCCGACACCCUCACACGUCAACCUCUCAAUGUGAAGCCUGUCUCUCGAAGGUUUACAACUGCUACAACUCAAAUGUCUGAACCUCGUCAGCUUCGUGCGCGUAAAUUGGUACCAGUCGUCCUUUUGCCCCCUGGAGCUGGAAAGUCUGCCCCAACCAAGGAGGCUGAGAGUGCGACCGCCGUUGAAGCUAGCGGCAAUGCCGUUUCCGACACCGUAGCCUCCCAGGCCGUCGGUCUUCCUACCCGCUCCAAGAAAAAAACCGACGCCAGCGUCGAAGCCAUCGUCAACACCGAAUCGACUCCGGCAGUCAAGCGCCCUCGUCGUUCCAAAAAAAAAAAUUCCAAAGCUGUCAAGAGAGCGCCUGUGCGGAAUUCGGAGCCUGAGAAGUCAGCUGUGACUACAGACAAUGAAAGCGUCACGGACACCGACACUAGCAUCAAGGCCGUGGUUGAGGCCCAACCCACUCAGGAUGAACCAUCCUCCACCACAGCAGACGCCAUGGUCGACCAACAUGGACUCAGCUCGGUCACGAAGACUUUGGGUCCUCUCAGUACUUCCGAACAUCAAGACACUGCGAAAACCAAUAUCCCCAAAACAAUCCGCGCCUACGGACGCCAAAAAGAGGUUAUGCCCGUGGACGACCCAGAUACCACGCCAACCCAGAACCUUGUUUCUCGCGAUAAUCGACGCAAGGAUGACAUACCGGACGCUGCCCAAGACAUCUUUUACAGCAGAAACCCGAAUGCUAGGGCUUCAAAUGCCUCUGCUUCUGCUACUUCGGUAUUGCCUUUGGGUCUCCAGGCUACGCUAAUCAAUGAUUCUUCUGGUUUUCUUCCAUCUUCACCGCUCUCCCGCACGACAGGGCCCGCUCCUCGUUCAAGGGGCCUCUACAAAAUACGUAACCGGCCGGACAUCCCCCCCCUCAAUGUUAUUGACCCUGCGCUGAACUUUCGCGAGCCCUUGACCCCGGACCCAGCGUCCAGUGAUGAGGAAUUUGAUUCCACGAUGCCGUCGGAUGACGGGCUUCCCCUCCCUUCAGCAUCAGCUGUUCCACAUCCAGGGACCAACUAUUUCUGCCGUAUUGGCAGAGCUAUCGAGGACCUGGGUUAUGUAGGUUAUCGAUCAAGGAUUGGGUUGGCUGGGCCGGGCGAUUGGGCUGCGUAUGCCCCAUACAUUUGUUGGUAUAAUCGCGCCAGUCAUGAAUGGGAGCAACUCCCCCCAGGAUAUACCACAGAGAAACCUCGGGCGUUACACGAUCUUGCUGAGGUGGAGGCAUGGUGGGAGGUGGCCAAUAUAAUUGCCCAGGAAAGAGCUGAUGAGCUGGACGAUGAGUCUGCCGGCGCAAAGGAGUCUGGGCAGGAAGCUGUUGAAGUAGAGUCAGGCAGGGAGAAAGAGUCAGGCGGCCCAAAGGAGGACAACAACCAAGCAGAGUCAAUGCCCGAACCAGAUCAAGAUGGCGAAAAGGGCUAUAGAUCGAGUUCUUGCGGGUCAGGUAGCGACUUCGGCGAAACUGAGGAGGCGAAGGCACGUCAACGUGAAUGGGCUCGCAAAAACCGGGGACGGGGCCAUGAUGAGAUGGAUACCGCGGAAGAGGAGGCUGAUGAUGAGAAGAGGAUGGAGGAAGAGGAUGACCAGGACAGGCGUCGAAUGAGCAAGAAAAAGGGUCGGAAGGGGCCUUUGGGUGCCAAUCGCAGCAACGAAUUGGGAGAGGACCAGGUUUCACGGGGUCGACAACGUAAACGAGUUGCAAGGAAGUCAAAGGACAAUGGGGGCUCAGGCCCAGGCGAAAACUUUGCAGAAAAACUACGUCGGCUUGCGAAGAGCAAGCCACCAGCGCAACAGCCUUCAGCAGACGGAGAGGGUUCAGAUGCGGUGGCGGAAGGUGCUUCUGAUGAGGGUUUGGAGGCGGACGCGGAAGGUGCUUCUCAAGAGUUUGCACAAAAACUGCAUCGCCUAGCGAAGAGCAAGCCACCAGCGCAAAGGCCUUCAGCAGACGGUGAGGGUUCGGAGGUGGACGCGGAUGGUGCAUCUGAAUUGCCCACUGCACGGCCUGUCACGAGCACAAAGGCACUGGGCAAAAGGCGAGACGAUCCGCCACAAUCAAUGAAGCGUGGCCCAUACACGGCUCAUGAGACUAAGCUGGCGAUGGAACUCGCGGAAACGAUUGUCGCGCAUUGCAAGAACAUGGGUCGCACGCCUGAGUCUGUGCUGCGGAAAGGAGGGUUCAAUGUGUCUCUUUCUCGGGAAGCGUCGCGAUGGGACAUUUGGCAGAUGUACUUGCGUUACCAGCCUUACAAUCCCAGAAAAAGUGAAGGCUCAUGGGUUACUCAGGCUGCCGCCAUGUACAACAAUAUUGUGGAGAAGUUGUCGGCCGAUCAGAUGGAUAAUUUCGUGGAGGAGAUGGUGUCAGAGUUGGCCGAGCUCAGGCCUGAGAUGGACGGGCAAGAAUUUAAGAUAACAAAAACAGCGCUGAAGCAAGUUCAAGACUUGGCAACAGCCCUGGGACGUGCCGACGUCGACAUGAUUGGAAUCAUCAUUCCGCGGGAUCCGGUCGCCAACCAAGCCGCUACGGUCGUUACAGGCAAUACAAACCUUCAGGACGUCAUUGUGCACUGUCAAGCUGAUAUCAAACAGAUGCUACAUCAUUUAACGACGCUCCUUAGGUAA
Laccaria bicolor S238N-H82 is the source of this 3147-nucleotide messenger RNA. RefSeq lists its product as uncharacterized. The transcript is spliced from 17 exons. The record is from RefSeq and is a predicted model, not a curated record. Bases 1 to 3147 code for a protein of 1048 amino acids. Lineage: Eukaryota; Fungi; Basidiomycota; Agaricomycetes; Agaricales; Hydnangiaceae.